GUGGGACGGUGGUUAUAACAUGGAAGAUGACGAGGUCUCCGAUAACUGGGAGGACGCGGCGGAUAGCGGUGAAAUAGAGAGAAGAUUGGAGGCUCAGUUGAAAAUCAAUGAAAAAGCAAAGAAGUCCAGUGGCACAGGCAGUAGCUCUCCUGUGAGGACAGCCAUGGUUAUUCAGGACGAGUCCCUGCCCGCGGCACCCCCUCCUCAGAUCCGCAUCCUCAAGCGCCCCUCCAGCAACGGUUCCCUUGGCAACGCGGCAGCCCAGAACCGGCCUGCCGUGCAGGUGAAGUCGCUCGCCCAGAGAGAGGCAGAGUACGCAGAGGCCAGGCAGAGGAUUCUAGGAAGCGCCAGCUCUGAAGAGUCCGCCUCAGAAAAAACAGAAAAACCCAGCAACGACAGGUCAACACGUGUCACUUCCCCAUCGUCAUCCGAACAAAGCAGACAGAACAAUCACGCCAUUCGCCAACCGACCGGUCCUGACGGCUCACAGGGAUUCCGCCAGUGCAGAUAAAGAGUUAAGGAGAGGGGAGAGAGGGGUCCGUCCUGCUCUCCAGGUGGAGGGGGUAGAGAGGGGGGGCGCAAGAGGGUUAGACUGUGGGUUGGAGGGGUUGCAGUGGAACAGCACAUGUGCUGAUGUCAAGCAAAACAUAACAACAACAACAAUGGUGUUUCUGAAAAUUGCCAAGAGCAUUUGAGAUGCCAUGGUUUGUUUCAGUUGUGUGAGGUUCUUCCUUACUGCUCUCACUCCUGCCUCCACUCCCGGUCACUCUCACCAGUGUGGGUGCGCCUGUGCCCUGAACACACGGCCACAGCACCCCACACCCAACAGAGAGGGACAGUCGUGAUGCUGUUUUGCUGAAGUGUGUCAUCUAGGAGUGUUUUGUGACCACAGUACUACAGCCCACACUGUGACUCUGGUCUCUGACUCACCCCAAGGUUCCCCUCAAGACUUGCCCACACUGAAGGUACUUCCACUGGGCCAAGCCCCAAGCCCCCCUGCCCCCUGCUCCGCUCCAUUCUGCUCCAGUCCACAGUGCCACUGGAGAACCCCCUCGGAGGAGUGGAGCACCAGCUUGGGCUGGACGAGUGAACGCCGUGGGACAGACGGGUACAGAAGCAGGUGGAUAACACAAGGAAAAGGCAAUGUCAGCAAUGUCCAAGGGUAAUGUCCACGUUGCGGGACAUGUCUUGUCAUCAUGCAACAUGGACAAACUCUUGAUUCGUAGUCUGGUAGAGAGAAGUCUGAACGUUUGAUAUCCUUUUGUUUAGUUUAAAAUAUGUGACGCAGAAUGUUGUCGUGACCAUGUGUUGGUCUUUCAGAUUCACUGCACACAUUGUUGUGCCAUGUAUUAGCCUAUUAUGACCUAACUCGUCUAAAAAAUCUAACCGAAUAUAACACUGUUAGAUUUACAUGUGCAUAGAUGCUGCGGCCCCCUUUAAAGGUUGUUUUGCACAGAUGCUGAUCCCGGUCUUAAUGGGUUAAACUAAAUGGAAGGAUUUCAAUUGUGUGGCCUUCUCUCGACCAGACGAAGGUGUAUGGACUGCACAGGUGAAGCCUCGGCCCAUCCAGGAUCUGUUGGCCAGUGGCAUGACAGCUACGUAGUAGUACAGUAGGAGUGCAGUGUGGUGGUAGGCUUAAACUCAGAUUAGCAAUAAAACACACACACACACACACACACACAUAGACAUGUCUCUCCUGGGGAGUAUACCAAGAAUCCGGCUCAGUAGUGAAUCAGGUUAAGUUAACCUUGGGCGUGUUCAGGCUGACAAAGAACCGUGGCGGUGCCCGUUCCCACACCUAAUCUUGUUCACGUCGGAAUUCCGAGUGUUUGGGAACCGGAAAGUUUGUUUGAGAUGGGAACCAAAAAAUGCUUGUUUUUUGUCUGCGAACCAUGACGACAAUGUGGACGUCAGCAGUUUCAUUCGAGUAACAAAUGGUCACAUACAGAAAAGUUCAGAACCAGGACCCCGUUUCUCAAGUGUCAUUGCUAACCAGUUAGCAACUUAGUAAAUUGCAUUGCAACCAAGUAAGUUGCUAACUUAGUUAGCAACGACGCUGUCGAGAAACGCACCCCUGGUAUGAACGUGGGAGGUUCGCAGGUUAGGACUUAAAUUCUAAACGUAACUAGUGUGGUAACAGGCACUGGCACUGUUCUGGUCGACCUGAAAUCAGUACUUGAGGUAGUGGUAAAUCAUCUAAUAGAGAAGCCUGGAGUUCUUGUUUUCUUAAACUGAAUGACACCUGUGGGCUAUCUAUUAGGUUUACCACUUCCUGUACGUUAACUUGGCCAAAUAUUAUCACUUAUUCUUGGGAUUUCCAUCUGGACUAUUUCUACCCCUGCUAGUAUGACCCAUAUUUCAGUAUUUGGACUGGCUCAUUUUUUUGUGGUUUUUCUUUGGUUUUUGAUUUUUU
Engraulis encrasicolus (European anchovy) is the source of this 2413-nucleotide messenger RNA. Its product is annotated as SUZ domain-containing protein 1-like. The transcript is spliced from 4 exons. NCBI's taxonomy places the organism in Eukaryota, Metazoa, Chordata, Actinopteri, Clupeiformes, Engraulidae. The record is from RefSeq and is a predicted model, not a curated record. Bases 20 to 511 code for a protein of 163 amino acids.